Messenger RNA from Symbiodinium necroappetens, 675 nucleotides. The record is from the annotation of a GenBank genome assembly. Lineage: Eukaryota; Dinophyceae; Suessiales; Symbiodiniaceae.
AUGUCGAUGAGCUCCGGUCAGAUGUGGUGGCACAAGAUCGGCCAGCAAGAAGCCCACUUCAUCAUGUUCGAGGAGACGGACAUUGUAGCCACCGUCAAGGAGAAAUUCAUCUCCAAGAGUCCCAGCCUGCAAAGCCUGGAUCCCGGCCAAAUCAUCAUCAGAAAAGCGUCUGGAGAGGAAUUGUUGGUGGACUCCAAGAUAUCCCAGCUCGUCAUUCAAGGCGUUGGAAAAGAACCUGAGAUCGCUGUGCUGGUCAAUGGGGAGACGUCAAGUGCCGCAGGUGUAGCCACUCAUCCAGAAGUUGCGCCAACCGCAGCAGCCAUGCGAUUGUCCCUUUGCGAGGAAGCCUUGGGGCAGGUGCAACCAUGGCAGCGCAUCCGGUGCAGAAUCCCAUACAGGUCCACUGAUGCUGGCAUCAAGUCGCGCUUGGCUGACCACAUCCGACAAUAUACGCUUGGCACCUUGGGUGGAACGGUGCAGCGAAGAGAGGAUGCGACUGUGGUGACCAUUGUAGGCACUUGCCAAAAUAUACGCGCUGUUUUGCAGUGGAUGGAGCAGACGAUGCGCUACCCAAGAGGUGAGAUCCGGAAGAGUCUCAUCGUUGCCGAUGAAGGAACCAGUGUUUCAUCACUGUCAGAUGCACUCAGACCCUUACCGACAGGCUCGCUGAGAUUG